GUACCGUAACAUUCGUGGUGGUGCAUUUAUUAUCAAUGAGGUGGUAAACAUUUCUGGGCAAAGAAAUGUGACUAUUAUCCUUUUGCCAAAUCAGUCGUUUCGCGGUGGUCUUCAGGUUCUCAGGGUAGCUCGUAAUUAUAUUCGCGGAAUUAUUUAUGGUAUGAUUGUACGCAGAAAAUAAGUUUUUUGUGUGUGCUCUGAUGAAGUUGUGACCUUUUGAUGCAAUCAUUGUUCAAACAAAUAGAACUACACACUUGAGUGAGACUAGCGACAACAGAAAAGCUUGUCAAAAUGGAAAAAGCAAUGAACGAGAUUUGUGAUAUGCUGGAUACCUACACUGGACGGGACAAGAUCGUGCGAACACUAUGCUACACAACCAAGCUGGCCGCCGGGCUGUACGUGAACAAGGAUCCGGAUUUUUCGAAAAAGUUGGCCAUUUUCAGCUCCAAAAUGUCCCAAACGAGGGCCACCCUCCGGUUGUUUGACGAUUUGCCAAUGCUGGCGUACUCGCUGAACUAUGGAACCGGCGCGAAGGAACCGGACCGCAUUAUGGGAUUAAUCGGGUUCAUUACAAACAUGAUCGAUCACGUCUACUACCCGGUGGACAAAAUCUGCUGGAUGAUCGAGUACAAGCUGCUGCAGGUCAAAAAUCCGGACCGGUGGGACACAAUCAAUUCCGUCUUCUGGGUCGCCUCAAUCUAUCUGAACCUGAUGAAAACGAUUCGAAGUUACACGGUCAUGGAGCAGCACAAAACGCACAUCAACAAACCGGAAAAUGAGUCUAGCCACGCCCUCCGGAUGCUGCACGUGAAGCAACGCAUGGAGCUCAUCUCGAUCGUGCGCCUCUCGCUUGACCUGGUGCACGCCGGAAGUACCCUCCCCUCGGGAAUGCUCUGGGGUGGCCGGUUCGAGUCGUGGCAGGUCGGCCUCAUCGGCACGGUUUCUUCGUUCAUCGGACUGUACCAGUACUUUGCCAAGAAGCGAAUCGCCGCGGCCAAGAGUUCGUAGUUUCUGGGGGCACGUACUUUCACAAUCAGCAUUUGCAACGAGUGAUUACUAGGAUAAGGAUAGCUUUUGUACAGCUUUUAUGUAGAACAUAGCUUAUGAAAGAUAAUUUUGUUGAAUACGUUGGACAUUUUAUGUGCGGGGGACAAAAUUAGCAGCAAAUUGGGAUAAGGGAUAACGAAAAUUGCUUCUAUGAAAUAAACGAUUUUGUAAAUAAAUCAAAUAAAUUUAAAUGCUUGUCUUUGUUUA
Messenger RNA from Culex pipiens pallens (northern house mosquito), 1254 nucleotides. RefSeq names its product peroxisomal membrane protein 11C (gene Pex11c). The transcript has 5 exons. Gene Ontology annotation, cellular component: peroxisomal membrane. Bases 292 to 1008 code for a protein of 238 amino acids. Lineage: Eukaryota; Metazoa; Arthropoda; Insecta; Diptera; Culicidae. The record is from RefSeq and is a predicted model, not a curated record. Gene Ontology annotation, biological process: peroxisome fission.